GUUGUAUCAUCAACUUGUAUGUAGAACAUUUUAUUCUGACGGUUAGCCGACGGUGGAAGUUUAACCGUUUACUGGAAUACUGGUGUACAAUACAUGAUGUUUCGAAAAUCUCGACCAUGCAAACGCUUUUCAGCUGCGCUCGUAGUCGAUUGCUUUGCUUGAUCUCCCUGACAAUGUAAUAAGCGCAUAACCUGUGCUUGGAAACCUGGAAAAGCAACAGAACAAGUGAAGCUAUACGGACUACAGUAAAUACUUCGGUUGCAAGCGUCGUUCUCGGUUCUCCUGCGAGUACCUUUCGCCCGCGCAAAGGAUAGGAAAGGCUUGAAAUCGUGAAAAAUGGAGAUGAUCUCCAUCAGUCGCCCAGGCGCGGGCAAACUGGGCCGGCCCAUCCGCCUCCUGGCCAACCACUUCAAGCUGGAGCUGCCCACCGAGGGCUUCUUCUACCAUUACCACGUGGAGAUGGAAGCGCUGGUGUGGCGCGUCCCGGAGACCGGGGGCGGGGACCGUGAUCGCAGCCGACAGCGCAGCGUCGCCGAUGACCUGGCCCAGCUGAGCGUUGGCGACCGGAAGGAGGACCGCCCCGAGCGGGUGCUCGUGGAGCUGGGAAAGCCGGUGCAGAAGGACACCCGGCGGCGCGCCAUCACCCGGCUGGUGGAGGAGCACCGCGGCGGGUUGUUCGGGGGCAAGGUGCCGGUGUUCGACGGUGAGAGCAAUCUGUUCUCCGUAGAGGAGCUGCAGGAUCCGGCGCUGCUGUCGUCGAAACGGGCAGACCGCAAUGUGGAGCUGAUUGUGGAACUGCCCAAGGAGGGUCAGUACCGACGCGCGACGUUGCGGGUGACCUUGCAGGAGUGUAAUCCGCUAAAGAUUUCAUGGGGUGUGUUACGGGAGGCCAUGGAGGGGCGUAUCACGGAGCUGCCGGUGCACGUUAUCUCGUGCAUUAACACCGUCCUGCGGGAAGCGGCCCUGUCCGUCAAUCAGAACGUCCCCGCCGGCCGGUCGUAUUUCAGUCACGACAAGAACGCCAUCUUGCUGGGAGAGGGCCGGAUGGCUUGGCUGGGCUUUUAUGCGAGCGCGCGGCCGUGCGAGCUGCAUAUGUCGCUGAAUCUGGACGUGGCACACUGCGUGUUCUACGCCAACAUCCCAUUACACCAUCUGAUUAUGGCUAUUGUGCGUCAUCGGGAGAACGCCCCGCCGCUGUCCAGUAUGAACGAGCAGCAGCGCCGCCAGGCCAUGGCGGACCUCAAAGGCCUGCAAGUCAACACCGGGGUCGAGGGCAAGAUGCGAUACUAUACCAUCGCGAAGCUGUCGCGCGAGGCGGCCGACAAAUGCGCCUUUGAUAUGAAGGGCGAGAAGGUCCUGGUGGCCGAUUAUUUCGCCCAGCAGUACAAUUACCGGUUAAAGUAUCCCGGACUGCCGAUGGUGGAGACAACCAGCAAGUGCUUCCUGCCGAUUGAACUAUGCACAGUAGUCGACGGGCAAAAGGUCAAGCGGAAACUGUCGGACCAGCAGACGGCCACGAUGGUGCGCGCGUGCGCCAAGCCCGCCUCGAUCCGCAAGCGCCAGAUCCAGGAUAUCCGGGCGCAUGCGGUGGGCUAUGACGGCAGCGAGCAUAUGCGGCAGUUUGGUAUCCGGGUGGCGCCGAAGAUGCAUGCGCUGGAGGGCCGAAUUCUGCCGGUGCCGAAGAUUGGACAGCGUAACGACAAGACACUGAGUGUGGAUGAAAGCCAGGGUACUUGGGAUGCGCGCUCCACGCAGUUUGUUCUCCCCAUGCCGCUGGAAGCGUGGGCCGUGGUGGUGCUGGAUGACUUCCAGGAGAAUCGCGUUCUGGAUGACCUGUUACGCAAGCUGACGGAGCUGGCCGGUCAGCGCGGGAUGAACGUCAAACCGCCGUACCGUUAUCGCGCCGAUUCAACGUUCCCGGAUUUUAUAAAGGUCAUCGGGGAGAUCGGUCGGCAUUUUGGCGGGAAGGACCAGGACGUGCAACUGGUGAUGGUGCUGGUCGGUCAGCGGAAUUUGUACGCCGACAUCAAGAAAGCCGGCGAUGUACACUGGGGCGUGGCCACGCAGGUGGUAUUGAUGAAGAAUUUGAUGGGCAGCCACCAGAAAGGGCUGGCACAGUAUGCCGGGAAUCUUCUGCUGAAGAUGAACGCGAAGCUGGGCGGCAUCAACAGCAUUAAUGACACACUGGAUAAAUGCCCCACCAGUUCUCCGCUGGCGUACUUUGUGGACAAGCCGACCAUCGUCUUCGGGGCGGACGUGACGCAUCCGGGCAUCGGUGAGGACGUGACCAAGCCGUCGAUCGCCGCGGUGGUGGCCAGCUGCGACAACACCUUCACCAAGUACAUCCAGCGUGUCGGCGCGCAGUACAAGCGCAAUCCCAACUCGGAAAAGAAGUCGGCCACGCAGGAAAUCAUCAGCAACCUGACUGCCAUGAUCCGUGACCUUCUGGAGGAGUUUUACGAUCGCACGAAGACCGAACCGGAGCAGAUCGUGUUCUACCGGGACGGCGUAUCGGAAGGACAGUACAAACAAGUCAUGGAGCGGGAGGUGAACGCCAUAAAGCAGGCGUGCCGCGAGCUGGUGCCCGACGGGAAGUACACGCCGCCCAUUACCUACAUCAUCGUGGGUAAACGUCACCACGUCCGCCUCUUCUAUGAGGAUGAGCGCCAGGCUACCACGAAAUCCGGGAACGUCCCGCCUGGCACUAUAGUCGACACCGGGAUCACGCACUUUAAGGAAUUCGAUUUCUACAUGGUUAGCCAUGGCGGCAUCCAGGGCACCAGUCGUCCGGCCCACUAUCACGUGUUGUACGACGACAGCCGGCUGACGGCGGACCAGAUCCAGCUAUUCAGCUUUUAUCUGUCCUUUGUGUUUGCACGGUGCAACCGCAGCGUUAGUAUUCCGACGCCGGUGUACUACGCGCAUUUGGCGGCGUUCCGGGCCCGCUACCAUCUGCAGGAUAGCGGCAUGAAUUCGGACAGUGUUAGCGAAGUGUCGUCCGGGCAAAACCGCGACCGUGAACGCGGGAAAUUCGGUCCAGCGGCACCGGACCUGGACGUGAUGAACAAGCGCAUCCGCACCAACAAGGAACUGAAGGGGCUGUAUUACGCCUAACUGCCGGUUAUGUACAAUUGUCCUCCAUAAUUUUUGGACGCCGGGAAUGUUUUCGUAUGCAGUAACUGUUGUUUAAUAUUUAACAUUAAAUUGUGCAGAAACUGCUUAUUUAUCGUGUUUAAAAUUGCUAAUGAUUGCCCAGUGUUUCCCUGUAAUUAUGAUUUUUGUCGGGUAUAAUUGUUAUUCGUUUGGGCUUUUUGUCGAGAAUAUUUUCCAGUGCGUUUGUAUCGCGCAGCCUUGAUGUGUUUACUCGUUAAUAUGUAAAUUAUUUGUGAAUACUGCAUUAUUAAUUUAUAAUUCAAAAUUUUUGUGUUGUUAAUUGGACGCUUGUCCAGUGUACGUCUUUGCACGACGUUUGCUAUAAUUUUGUAAUGUGUGUUUAUUAAAUUAAUACAAAUUAUUUAUACAUAAAUGAGUGUGGUAUUUACUAGUCAUAAAAAUUACUGAGCGUG
Messenger RNA from Paramacrobiotus metropolitanus, 3566 nucleotides. Its product is annotated as protein argonaute-4-like. The transcript is spliced from 13 exons. The record is from RefSeq and is a predicted model, not a curated record. Gene Ontology annotation, molecular function: protein binding; RNA binding. NCBI's taxonomy places the organism in Eukaryota, Metazoa, Tardigrada, Eutardigrada, Parachela, Macrobiotidae. The coding region runs from base 337 to 3114 and encodes 925 amino acids.